AAUUAUACGUAGUAAUUGAUUAUAAUCGUGAAAGACGGAAACAGGAAAGAGCCAGUAAAACCACCGUACAGAAAUACAAUUAAUGUUAAUAGGUGCACACAAUGCAGUUAGACAAUUCAUUUAAAAGGAAAGGAGAUAUACUUUGAAAGCUUUGAAGAGGUUAAGAAAGCUGCAAGAAGAGGCAUUUAAAACACAUAGUUAAAAUAACAUACACAUAUACGAUCAAAUAAACAAUUCUUUUAUGUAUCUCUCUAUAUAUAUGACCUGUUUAGGUUUCGUUUAGCUAAUCAUUUCACUGUGUCAUUUCAAUUCUUUAAAAAACAUUUGAUGGUUAUUGAAAACCAAUGACCACAAAGAAAAAAAAAAGUACAAAGGGACAGAAAACGAAUUUUGACUUGUUGACGCGUUUAACAUUGUUCAUUUACUCUUACGAUUUCGAGAGAUAGACACCUUAACAUGGACAGCAGUGAUAGCGAAAGUAAGAGCGUCACCCACUGCCCAGUGUGCUUGGAAAGUUUUACUCAUCCGAAGUACCUCCCUUGUUUGCAUACAGUGUGUGAACAAUGUAUAGAUAUCUACGUGAAUUCAAUGCAAAAGGCGUUCCGCCGCAAUCCUCAACACUCGGGGUCAGAAAGUGGUUUCAACUGUCCAGUUUGUAAAAUGUUUGUGCCAUGUUCCGACAAAGACCCAAAAGUAUGGGCAAGAAAUUUACCAGAUAACACAAUGAUCAAUAAUUUAAUAGAAAAGCAUAAGAUAAAGAAGAAAUCUGAGACUUGCGACGGAUGUAAAUCUCGGGGAGAUGUCAUCAAGGCCGAAUCGUGGUGUAGCGAAUGCCAGGAAGCAUUAUGUAACACUUGUUCAAAUUACCACAAGACAAACAAAUCUUUGAAACAUCAUCGCAUGUUCAACGUUAAGGACCUCGAAGAAGAACCAAUACUAUUUCGUUUCACAGAUGAGGAAUUUUGUGCCCAUCACCAAGAUAAACGUGUAGAGAUGUUGUGUAAGUAUCACGAGGCUUUAUGUUGUAUCAUAUGUGUCACAUCGAGUCACAAACAAUGUGAUUCCGUACUUUCCAUUGAGGAAAUGGCCCAUGGAAUCCGCGAGAGCGGCGAAAUAGCACACCUUGGCAACCAACUGAAACAUGCCAACUGUGAAAUUCAAGAAAUUAUCCGUGAUCGGAAGGAAAAUAUCAGCGAUUUUACUCAACAGCAUCAACGUAUGGAGAACGAUAUUUCAAAAUUAAGACAAGAUAUCAAUCGGCAUCUUGAUGAGUUGGAGCAGCGUUGCAAAAAGAACAUGAACGUUAUUUAUAAUGAAAAUCUCGCUGAUAUGAACGCACAGGUGGAACAGUUACAAAAUCGCGAAAAAGCAAUUACCAAUUGCCAGAAGGUAUUACAAACGUGCGUGAAACAUGGGACGGACUAUAAACUGUUUUUGGAAAUGAACAAAUUGAAACGCCAGAUUCGGGAACAUGAAGAUCAUUUACAAAGACAGAAAAAUUCUACAAAACGUAUUGAGUUCAGCUUUAGUCUGAGCUCCCCCGCAACCAAUUUCAGGCAUUAUUUGACGACAAUUGCUGACAUCACGGUCAAAACAUCGCCUUAUCCUAACAUCGAAACGCCCUAUACGACGUAUGUUACGUCCACCCCACGUGCGUCACGUCGUUCAUCUCCCAUGACGUCAUUCCAGUCUAUUGACCUUGACAUAUCAUCAAGCAGCAGAAGAAUCGAACUUAACGAAAGUUACUCGGACCGAAACGAAUCCAGAAGAUCAAGUCUAGAAUCAGAACUUCUGCAGUUGUCUCUCUCAGCAAGUGAUCUCAUCGGGGUCAAAGAGGCGGAUCUAUCGAAAACAAUAUAUGUCAACAAGCUAAAGAUCAUCGAUGCAACGUUUUUACCAGAUGGAAGAAUUAUGUUGAUUGCCAGUAACGACCAGAAUUGGCGCUUGUAUGUUUACACAAGUAAAGGUUCACUGGAAAAGGAGAUACGCUUAAGAUGCCAGCCAGGCGGAAUAGCCGUGCUCUCCGAGCUGGAAUCAGCAGUUACUUUCCCGGCGGAGCAAAUUAUUCAAUUCAUAGACAACAAAGACUUUUCUAUGGCCAAAGAUAUGAAAAUUCGGGGGCAUUGCCGUCAAAUAUGCAAUACAAACAACAAGAUGGUCAUCGUUUGUGAAACAGAAGUAAAAUUGUUUAAUGGAACGUCCGUCCGCACAAUUCCUAUCUCAGGUGUUGAAAUACUUUGUAUUUGUUUAUCAGCCAAAGACAGAUUAUACUACACAGUGCAGAGUGACAGUUCUCUUCACUGCCUAUCAACAACUGGUCACGAACUCUUUAAAUAUAGUCACGGAGAUCUGGUUUGCCCUUAUGGUGUGGCACUGGGUCGCGGCGAUCGCCUCGUUUACGUUGCCGGGUAUAAAUCUCAAAAUGUUCAUCAAAUUACACCUGAUGGCCAUCUGUUGACCAUUAUUGUCACACGUGGUGACGUCAUGUCAGGGCCUCAGCUGCUUGCCAUCAAUCAAAAUCGGGAAGAAUUUUUACAAGUCUGGGAGCAAAUGUAUGGGAACUUCAUCUAUAUAUAUGAUAUGCCAAAAAACGAAACUACACCUUGAAAUUCACACCCACAACGGCAAUGGAAAAAUGUGCACUUAUGCGUUUCAAUGAACUGAUAAUUGAUCAGCACAAUCACCUACUCAGGGCUAUUGAUCUUUCUAUUGAUUUAGGACAAAAGAAGAAUGAAUGAAAUCAAAUUAACCGGGAAACUAGCGGGGUUAUCAAUAAAUAGUAUCUACUC
Messenger RNA from Ostrea edulis (European flat oyster), 2789 nucleotides. Its product is annotated as tripartite motif-containing protein 5-like. The transcript has a single exon. Bases 457 to 2607 code for a protein of 716 amino acids. The record is from RefSeq and is a predicted model, not a curated record. Gene Ontology annotation, molecular function: zinc ion binding. NCBI's taxonomy places the organism in Eukaryota, Metazoa, Mollusca, Bivalvia, Ostreida, Ostreidae.